Messenger RNA from Geodia barretti, 1064 nucleotides. The record is from the annotation of a GenBank genome assembly. NCBI's taxonomy places the organism in Eukaryota, Metazoa, Porifera, Demospongiae, Tetractinellida, Geodiidae.
UUGAAGUUGGACUACAAUAAUGUUCAUUACAUGAAUAUUCGACGAAUGAUGCUUCAGCGUGGGGGCUAGCUAUAAAUGGAACUAAGAGUUAGACCCCAUAAGAACGUUUUUACUAUGACUCGAAUCGCUGAAUAAGAACUCAAUGUCUGCAGAAAAUGUUCAUGUAUUGGUGGGCGUAAUCUGCCUCAGUCUGUGCUGGGCCCAGGCUCCAGGAGAUGAGGUUGCACGAUGCACAACUGAUCAUUCAAAUCCCCCACAAUAUCCCGACACUGUGAGGAAUCUGAUGGACAGUUACAACUAUGAGAACCUCUUACCUGGAAAUGGAACUGGGAACCCUCCCAUUGCCACUGCAGUCUGGAAUGACUUCAGCUUUGAUGGAAAUGAUGUCAACGUUACGCCCAACUUAUUGGCAGCAAGGAGCUGGAGGAAUAUGUCGAUUUCAGACACGAGUUUGUGGAUGGAGGCAGAAUGAUGUCGUUUCUCAGAAUAACUGGCUCUUUACUCAACACAUCAGUUCAGAUUUUGACUCCAACAUUCACAACUAUAAUGUGACCAUACAUGUGGAGGCAAUUUACUCAUUGCAGAGUUGUAGAGAUCGGCAAGAUUGUAUACAAAGUUUCAAUCUUCUCCACUACAUGACUAACUCACAACAGCUCCCCCGUAUUACUGGAAAUGGAUAUAUGAAUACUCAAAAUUAUGAAAUUUUUGCAGAACCGGAGGGACCAGUAUCCUCAGUCACGUACACCAAUACCUACAGUUUCACUCUGCCACCAUCUUACACUGGUUUCUACAUAGCCUGUCCAGGACAUCUGGGUCAUGUAUAGCUCUAUCAAGACUGAGAGUCUACCGCACAAUUGUAAAUCUCGUCAGUUGGGCUGGCCCUGUAUCCGAUACCCCAAGCACCAGUGUGACAAUGUAGAUGUGCUAUUUUCUUGUGCCGAGAGAGCUUUCACAUGUACUGGCAGUGGAACGUGGGGUAACGAGUGUCAAUGUAAAUGUGGAUAUGUGGAAAUCACACAGGUCACUGGAUGUAUAGGUAAGGAUGCUCCUGUUAUCGUUCAAAU